ACAUUCGCUCGCAGUUGCUGGAGAAAGAAAGGGACGUGUUCGACGCUGGCAGGGCCGCAGAGCAGCGCGUCCAGACGGGGUAACGGACACCCUGCGAGAGAUGGGCCACGUCGUCCCGAGGGCACGGAGACCGAUCUGAACUGCGUAGCGACGACCCCGGGCUCCGCGCGGUGCUUCUGGACGCUCACAUGCGCGGAGUUAUUUAGCGUCUAAGAUGUGGGAGAUGGUGGCGUUGCCGAGAGCGAGCUCUCCCUUCCCGUCGCCCAGGACAAGAUGGCAGCGAUGCAGGCGAACUGUGCAUGGUGUGGAUUCAUAAAUCCAUAACAUGUCCAGAGGAGCCCUGGAUUACACGCGCAGUGACUCCAUGUGAAGGUAUGGCCUCACAAGUCUUGGUCUACCCACCACACAUUUAUCAAACCCAGACAAGUGCCUUUAGCAGUGUGAAGAAACUCAAAGUUGAGCCGAGCAGCUGUGUGUACCAUGAGAGGGCACACCGGCAGACUUAUCUGAACAGCAGAUCACUUGGCAUCGUGUACCCAACAAAUCAAGCCCACUCAUUUGUGAACCAAGACUUCGCAGUGGGCACGAAAGUGCGUGGACGACGUGAGUACCCGGUGCAGACGGUGGUGGUGCGUGGUGUACAGAGACAACAGCCCAAUAAAAGAGGAGGAGGAGCAGGCCGAGCUGCGGCCCAGCAGCCGCAGACCGCAGGGGUUGUCCACUUGCAGGGCAAGGAGCAGCAGCAGACAGACGCAGCAAGUGGGGGCAGCAGUGGAGCUACAGGGGCAGGAGGAGGGGGAAGGGGAGAGGGCUGCUGUGGAGGAGGUGAGGAAGGUGGAGAGGAGGAGGGUGACAGAGAAGAGGACUGUGGAGGUUUGAACUCAGCCGACAGCUCUCAGCGAUGUGGGCUGAAACGUAAAAGUGAGGAGCUCGAUAACCGAGGGAGCACCAUGCAGAUUGUGGAAGAACUGUCAAUGUUGCCUGCCAUGUUGCAAACGACGAAUGUGGGGAAUGCAGCCGUGACUGCGCCCGCAACAGUGGGGGCUGGAGGGGGUCCCUCCAAACAGGGUGCAGCAGGAGGGACGGGAGGAGGGGAUGGCGACUAUCAGGUGGUACAGCAUGAAGUCCUUUGUUCUAUGAAGAAUACUUAUGAAGUGCUGGAUUUCUUGGGACGUGGCACAUUCGGCCAGGUUGUAAAGUGUUGGAAAAGGGGCACGGGUGAAUUGGUGGCUGUGAAAAUCCUGAAGAACCACCCUUCAUAUGCACGGCAGGGUCAAAUUGAAGUCGGCAUCCUUGCUCGUCUGAGCGGGGAGAACGCAGAGGAGCACAACCUGGUGCGGGCCUUUGAAUGCUUCCAGCACCGCAGUCACACCUGCCUGGUGUUUGAGAUGCUUGAGCAGAACCUGUACGAUUUCCUGAAGCAGAACAAGUUCAGCCCCCUGUCCCUGAAAGUGAUCAGACCUGUGCUGCAGCAGGUGGCUACAGCUCUGAAAAAGCUGAAGAGUAUGGGUCUAAUUCAUGCAGACCUCAAGCCAGAGAACAUAAUGCUGGUGGACCCAGUGAGGCAACCCUACAAAGUGAAGGUGAUCGACUUUGGCUCCGCCAGUCACGUGUCCAAAGCAGUGUGCUCCACUUACCUCCAGUCUCGGUACUAUAGGGCUCCAGAGAUUAUUUUGGGAUUGCCGUUUUGUGAAGCCAUAGACACAUGGUCCCUUGGCUGUGUGAUAGCUGAACUUUUUCUGGGCUGGCCCCUUUACCCUGGGGCCCUGGAGUAUGACCAGAUUCGCUACAUCUCUCAGACACAAGGUUUGCCAGGAGAGCAUUUAUUGAAUGUGGGAACAAAGACGGCGCGGUUCUUUUGCAGAGAGUCUGAGUCACCUUAUGCAGCAUGGAGACUAAAGUCCACAGAUGAGCACGAGACGGAGACGGGAAUGAAGUCAAAGGAAGCAAGAAAGUACAUCUUCAGCUGUUUGGAUGACAUAGCGCACGUGAACUUGGUGAUGAAUCUGGAAGGUAGUGACUUGCUAGCAGAGAAAGCAGACCGCCGGGAGUUUGUGGGCCUGCUGAAGAAGAUGCUGUUGAUUGAUGCUGAGGAGAGGAUCGCCCCCACCGAAGCUCUCAGCCACCCCUUUGUGACAAUGCAACACCUGCUCGAUUUUCCCCACAGCAACCAUGUUAAGUCGUGUUUCCACAUCAUGGAUGUUUGCUGGACUCGUCCCAGUGCAUAUGAGGCGGCCAACAGAAGUAAAGGUCCUUUUGUCAGACCUGUGAACACAACUGCUGCCGCCUCAGUCAACCAUCCCUUCAGCAAGAUGAGCGGCGUCCACGCUCAAGGGUUAGCCCCAUCCGCCCCCUCAGUGAUGCACCCUGGGAUAACACUGCAAACAGGAAGUGGUCAGUUUGGAUGUAACGAUUCAUUUCAGCAGGCACUCAUUCUGUGUCCCCCAUCCAUUCAAGGAAUCCCCACCAACACAGCUAAACCAGCAGGCUACUCUGUGCGGAUGGAGACUUCUGUGCCUCUGGUCACUCAAGCACCCCCCAUCCAGCCCAUACAAAUCAGACCCGGUGUCAUCACACAGGCCUGGUCUAAUCGUGCACAGCAGAUCUUGGUGCCCACUUGGCAGCAGGUGACAUCAGUGCCCCCACCACCAACCACCUUGGCAUCCGACACUGUGGCGGGCUCACAGAGACUGGGUGACUGGGGGAAAGUGCGUCCCCAUGGCAACCAUUACAGCUCCAUGAUCGCACACCCUCAGCCAUUCUUAACCAACCAAAUGACCAUGUCCACCCACCAGCCAAUCAACAUAGGCAUCGCACAUGUGGUGUGGCCGCAGCCGACUGCCAACAAGAGAGCUAGGCCUUGUGUGAACAGGGGCAGCAACUUCUCCCAAAACACGAACAUCCAAAAUUUAGCAUGCCAGUCCCCAAAGAUGGCUGAUACAGCAAAGAAUGUGGUGGAGGUCGCGGAGGAGAAAGCCAGGUGCCCAGAGGAAGGGCACGCUGUCAGACAGGAGCAAGGAACAGAGCAGGUGGACGAGGAUGAUGAGAACUGCUGCAAAGUGGAGCCAGACUGUGAGGAGCUUUCAGUGUCACAGGAGCAGCGGCAGGCCAUGGUGAUCUCUGACCUGGCCAGCCCAACUGUUAGUGUCAUCAGUAUCAGCAGUGAUGAGGAGGAGAGCACACAAAGACACUCGGUGGGCGAAUGUAAGGGCAGUGCAGAUUGUGAGGCGUGUCAGAGCACUGUCAGUAUGGAGAGAGUGUGCUCCCUCAGCAGUCCAGACAGCACGCUCAGCACCAGCUCUUCAGCCUCAGCCCAGUCCAGCGCGUCACCUUGCAAACACCCCAACAGUAUGUCAGACGACGAACAGGAGAGCGGUUGUGACAUAGUGGACAGCUCGCCUGCCUCAGACUCCUCCGGCCAUGAUAAUAGUCCUUUCACUGAGCGACGCUACAUUGCCGACAGCAUCCAGAACGGCGAGCCGCGUGUUGCGUGUGUUGCCCCGGAGACCGAGCCCGGCAGGCCAACAGUUCGUACGGUCGUGGUGCCUCCAAUGAGGGUGCAAACCAACAUCAACAACACAGCUGUCAGUGAAAGACUUGGCUACACAGAUCACAUGGCCUGGGAUUACACUGUUUUAGUAGGCCACAGAGGUUCUCACAGUCUUCGAGUCUUCGUGCCAGUCCAGAGGGCGAGGCAUUCCUGGGCGACAACAUCACCACUCCACUCCCCUCCUCAACAGGCAGCAGAAGAUCAAUGCUGCAUUCCAGCCCCACCAACAGCAGCCUUUAGGUUUUGGGCAGGUGCAGCAUUUUGGUUCCUGCCACCAGGAAUGGAACGGCAACUUUGCCCAUCGGAGACCACAGGCCUAUAUCCCUCCCACCAUGCAUGGGCACACGUUCACCCUGUCCCACAACAGCCCGAACCACACUACCGGCCCCCACCCCCACCCCCACCCCCACCUUGGGGGCCACCCGCGCUCCCAGCCCACCUUAUUGUCCUACCCCCCGUCUGGUCCUCUGGUCACAGCUGCACCCGUGGCCCACCUCCUGGCUUCCCCAGGAGCCUCUCGCCCCGUCCUCCAGCCCACCUACAGCAUCUCCCACCCGGCAGGCAUCGUGCAUCAGGUCACGGUGGGCAUCAACCCCCGGCUGCUACCCUCCCCCACCUUGCACCCCCAGGGCCAAUUCAAGCCCCUAUUUCCCCCGCACUCCUACAUUGCCUCGCCCGCCUACGCCAGUUUCCCUCUCAGCCCCACCAAAAUAAACCAGUACCCUUACAUUUGAGCAUGUUUGCCCUGGUCCCCUUCAUACCACCUGAGGGCUGAGUUAGCAGGGCAAAUUCUAUCUUCAACCACAAACAGCAUGGUUUUUUAUUUCAGAAACCAUGGCACAACCACAGAGAAAGCAAGCUAUUUUUUUGAAUCAUGUAGACGUGGGUGUAAUUGAACUUCAAGCUUUAAAAUAAGAGUUCCAAUGGUGGAAAUGAUUUGGGCAAAAAAAAAUUUAGAAGGAAAUAUGGUAUGAAUGGCUGAAUGAAAGAAUGAAUGGGUAGUUAAACUCACACUUAAUGUGUUUUGCACAUUUGAUAUAUCUUUGCAUUGGAUCUUCUACAAAUACUCCUCAAAACAGGUAAAUAAUUGGGGUGAUGUUGAAUAGUUAGACUUUGCACCCCUGAUCCCAGCUAUUUUUCUAUAUUGCCUUCUUACAUGUGCAAGACACAUCCAUAUUUGUAAAGCCAUCCCAGUCUCUAGCUCUAGAUUGACAGAUGCACAUGUUGUCCACGGUGUAUGUCGUACUGCGUUUGAAGUAUUUGUACCUUUUCGGUGUCUCUUGGUGUUAGCAAUGUCAAGUCAGUUAACCAAUUUACAUAGGGUUGUUCCUCAAGCUGCAUGUGGUCUUGCAUGAGCAAAAAUGUAAACGGAAAGACGCGUAGACGUUGCUCUUAUUGUUUGUGUCACAAGACUCGCUGCAUUGUAUAACUGUCCCCAGCCAUAGUGCCUUACAUAUUUGAGGUUGUUAAUGUUACUACUUAUAUAUGACUAUAUACAUGAUUAUUAAUGUACUGGACUGCAGCACUUGAAAUUCCAAUCGGUCGAUGCAUUCUAUGUGUGAGUAUAUAUAUGCACAUGUGUAUAUGUCCAUGCAUAGCCUGCAUAGAUGUGAUGUAUCGCGGAUAGCGGUGCUUACUUUUCGGAGUCGGUGUAUAUUUCAGUGUGUAGUAAGUAACCUUUCUGUUCUUUUAAGAAGAAUGGCAUGCUUUGCUGUCGCGAAUGCUUGCUGUUUCAUUAACAAAAAAAACAUUCGUUUUUUUCCCCCCCGGUUCCCCCUUUUCCCGAAUGAACUAGUGUACAAAGUGCAAGUACUGAGUAUUGCUUAAUAUUUGAUAAUCACUUUCUAUUUAGUGAAACUCUUAUUACUAACAGUAUUUGUACUGUUUGAUGAAACUGCAAUACAAUCUAAAUAGUCAUUAAUUAUAAUUGUUUUCUUUUUUCGUCUUCGUACUUUCAUUUUGAGUGUUUUCACUUUGUUUCAUAGAUGUUUAGAAGUGUGGUGGGCAUGGCUUUGACUAGGUAAGGAGGAAAAUGCAAAUUAAUGGUAUGGAAUUUUCUAAGCCUGAGCAAACCAUGCAGUAUUUGAUAAACACACAUAUAUGGACAUAUAUUAUAGAGCUAGACUAUUUAGUACAGAUGCUUGGUAAGGUGUGAGUUAAUUGUGUGCAAUUCUCUCAUUUAUGCAUGUGUGACAAAGUUAACUUUUUCCCUUUACAUUAUACCAUUUGUUAAAGGCUUAAGGCUUAUCGGUGUCAACUGCUUAUUUCAUACAUUCCGUCAGGGAGGAUAUAUACAUAUAUAUGACGGUAGCACCAGUCUAUAUAUAUGUAGAUAUGCUAUGUGUGCGUUUUUUUCUGUUUAUUUUACUAGUUGUGUGUAAAAAAAAGAUUUUGUCUUUAAUUUUCAAAUGAAGUUGCUUGUGCAGCACCAAAGACUGUAAUUCAUUUCCUGAGCAAGGUAGCUAUUCUGUUUGCAUAGACCUCAGUUAUACUAUAGUUAUAGAGAGGGGUUAAAUUAAAACAAACAAACAAACAAAAAAAAAAAAAUAUUUGUAUUUAAAAAACGGCUGAGGUUUUGUCUAGCUUAUUGGGCAAUUAAUAAGUCGUAUCAUUUCUUUCUUGAAUGUAUCAUAGAUAAGCUGCUAUAUGAUGAUUGCCACUUCAAUAGCUGUGAAAUUAGGUGAUUUUUCUGAGUUUAAAACUAGCGUUGCUAUUUUUGUAUAGGUCCCUAAUUAUCUGAAAUAGAAGUGGUUUUGAUUUUUGUGUUUUGCGUUCAUAUUUGGAGUGUCAUUGUAACUACUGUAUUGCUGAUGAUGAACAUUAGUUGCAUUUGUUGUUUCUCGGGGUGUGUGUUUUUGCAUCAGUAUUUUAUCCUUAUUAACCUUUUGGGCUCAUCACUGCAUAUAAAUGAUGUAUCGAUGUAACUUAAUUUUUUGUAUGUUUUCAUAUUGGUGUUUUGUACACAUCUGAAGCUGUAGCUUGCAGGAUUGAUUUAACUUUUUCAUUGUGCGUACACAAUAUAAUACCAGUACUCUUUAGUGUGUUACAGGAGCACUGUGAGAUGCCAGAAGAAAAAGAAAAAAAAAAUCAUUGUGAUCAUUGAAAAGCUUCAGUAACGUUUCCACCAAUCCCUCACAAACACACUCACCUCCUAGCACUCAUACAGGUAGUACGGCUUGUUAGGGUUUGGGUGAUUAAGCUGUGUCCAAAAAUAAAUUCAGCCCGAUGUCUCUGUUCCAAAAUAAUGAUUUACAACUUGUUUUACUGUUAAAUUGAUUUUAACCACGAUUUGUUGCAACUUUUUUUUUUAAUCUGUUCAAUGUUACAUCUGGCUAGAAUAUCAGUUUUCACAGUUUAUUGUUCUAAACUGCCUUCUGUUCGGAUCGCUCUCCCCUUUACGAGUGUCUCAUUUCAAAAUGAUGUUUUGUCGAUGCAAAACCGUGGCCAUUGUUUUGUGUUUCCUUACUGAAGUUGAGACAGUGUGAGCAGCACUGUGUAUGUGCCUUGAGAUUCAGAAAGUGAGGGUGAUUCCUCACCGCUUCAUUGGAGGAGGAAGGCAUAGAGUCCAAUUAAAGUCCUGUACCAUGUAGACAGACCUUUUAACGGCCACUCAACCAAGAUUAAAAAAAUAAUAAUAAUAAAACAUAAAAUCGGACUGCAUAACAAUGUCAUUCCUGGGACUUGUACUCUCCGCCGAUGGGCUUGUAGACACGACAGAGGACAUGCAGUGGUGGUGCUUCUCUUGUUACAAAUGGCUGCCACCAAAGUCUCUUUGAGAUAACACUCUCGAUAUGACACUCGAUGAUCCUUUGGAUAGUCACUCUGGCUGAGCAGCAGAUGCAAUACUUUACAUUGUGCGGUCAUUGCACCACCAAGUGUUCUUAGAUAAUCUCCAUGCUUUAACAUUACCUUGCGUGUUACACCUGAGUUGCUUCACGUUGUCUGCCUAGAGGCUGUCUGCUCAUAGCUGCUUCUCCCACCGUGCAAGUUAAAGCUUAGCGGGACUUACCAGGGCACAGUUGUGACAACACUGGCUUUUUUAAAAUCAGAGGAGCCAUGUUUUAGAUCCGGGGUCAGUCGACCUGGAUGUUUGUAUGUUCUGGAUGGAAACUGCUCUGUCAAGGAGAUUAUCGUGGUUUCUCUGCACAGUCAGUCAUGAGUGCAAUACUCCCCGUUUAAACACUGACGAUGAUGUGGUUGUGUUGUUGUUUUCUUUUCCUCUUCUUUUUGUGAUAUCUUUUUUUCUUUUCUUGCCUGUAUGCUUUACUGAUCAUACUCCAGUAUCAUGUUUGGGAAAGAAGGCUUAUGACGUCAAGGCAUGAACUUGGCAGGUUAGUGCUCGAAAUAGUUCCCCAAUAAUAGGCAUGUGAAAUGUAAUCUGUGUUUUGAUUCCUCUAAAGGUAUUCACCAGCAAUGCGCCUGCAUAAACUCUCCACUUGUUUAGGAAAAGGAUGGAAGCAAGAGAAGAGAAAUCUUAAAACUGUAUUUGAUUUUUUUUUCUUUUCCCCCACACACAAUUGACACCUUGGUUUAUGGCGAACUUUUUCUUUAUUGAGGAUUAAUGUAACAUUUAACAGAUAAAACAUUUGUAUAAUUAUUGCGUUUAAAGUUAUGACUUUGAUAUCAGAAGAAGAAAAAAUCCUCUGCUGCGCUAUUAUCCUUUUAGAGAUGUUAAUUCAGGGUCUGUAUUAUUCUAAAUGUGUUGCUGUGUUACGCUAUGAUUUGAUUAGAUCAGGUUUGGUUUACUCAAACUCUUAUUUUCAGUUUUCUGGUCAUCUUAUCAAUUUCAGAGUUAAUUCACACUGCAAGUUAUGGAAUCGUCUGUUUAGAUUUUGCUCAUCAGAAAUGAUUAUGAAAUCUGAACUGUUACUGUUUAUACCUGUAGAUUUUUUUGUGGCUUUUUUUGUUUCCUUGUUUUUGUUUCAUUAGCUUUUUAUUUUGUGCUACACUAGUUUGCCAUGUAGCAAUUGCACUGUGCAAUAUUUACAGUAUGAGGACUGGGAAAACUAACCCAAUGGAUGUGAUGUCUCUUUACAGUUUGCGAUAGUGUUUCCUCUCUAGUUCUCAGUGAUUUAGGUGUGACCAAGCCUUCUCUACUUUGUCACAUUAAGCGGGUUUUCCAGGUGACUCUUUUGGUGAGUGUCAAAAUAAGACUUUAUGGUGUAUUAUUGUUAAGAUUCACUUUGAAUUAAAAAAAAUCUAUUGAUGCA
Messenger RNA from Scophthalmus maximus (turbot), 8760 nucleotides. It is a transcript of the gene hipk3b, whose product is annotated as homeodomain interacting protein kinase 3b. Bases 300 to 4325 code for a protein of 1341 amino acids. Gene Ontology annotation, biological process: peptidyl-serine phosphorylation; peptidyl-threonine phosphorylation. The record is from RefSeq and is a predicted model, not a curated record. Gene Ontology annotation, cellular component: PML body; cytoplasm; nucleus. NCBI's taxonomy places the organism in Eukaryota, Metazoa, Chordata, Actinopteri, Pleuronectiformes, Scophthalmidae. The transcript is spliced from 17 exons. Gene Ontology annotation, molecular function: protein serine/threonine kinase activity; ATP binding; protein tyrosine kinase activity.